AUGGGGGAUAAGUUCGAAUUGCAGAAGACACCUGUCAAUCGGACAGUUGUGCGGAAGAAGAAGAAGAAUGAGAAACUGCGAUUACCGGUCAUCGUUUUAGACGACAGCGAGAGAGUUUUCGAGGUGGAGAGAAAGAUUCUGGGUUCGGAUUUCUUCAAUAAGGUGUGUGGUCAUCUAAAGCUGCUGGAGAAAGAGUACUUUGGCCUGGAGUUCCGUCACCAUACUGGCAGCUAUGUCUGGCUUGAACUCCUGAAACCAGUGGCUAAGCAAAUCAAAAAUAUCAGUGAUGUGGCGUUCCAUUUUAUAGUGAAGCUUUUCCCUCCUGACCCAGGACAACUGCAGAGAGGCUUAACCAGGUAUCUGUUUGCCCUUCAGAUUAAACAGGAUCUGUCAAAUGGCAGCCUUACCUGUAACGAUAACAGCGCCGCCCUGCUGGUCUCUCAUAUACUGCAAGCACAAAUUGGGGACUAUGACGAGGAGUUGGACGCUCAUGAUCUUGAAAAUAAGCAAUAUGUGCCAAACCAAGAGUACUUGGACCACAAAAUCAUUCGCUUUCACAAGAAGCACAGAGGUUACACUCCUGCUGAAUCAGAUGUGCAUUUGCUGGAGGUUGCCCGGAAAAUGGACAUGUACGGGAUCCGCCCUCACCCUGCCCAUGAUGGAGAAGGCAUGAGGAUCAACCUCGCUGUCACACAUAUGGGAGUGCUCGUUUUUCAGGGAAACACAAAGAUCAAUACCUUCAGCUGGGCCAAGAUCCGAAAGCUGAGCUUCAAGAGGAAACAUUUCCUGAUCAAACUCCACACUGAGACUGGGUCUUCAAGGAGAGACACUGUUGAGUUUUCCAUGGCCGGCAGAGAUGUGUGUAAGGCAUUCUGGAAAAUGUGUGUGGAGUAUCAUGCUUUCUUCAGACUUGUCGAAGAGCCCAAGUCACAUCAGAAGUCCAUUCUGUCUAGCAAAGGAUCUAGUUUCAGAUACAGUGGCAGGACACAGAAGCAACUUCUUGAGUGUGUGGGCUCUGGAAACAAGAAACAUUUGCCCUUUGAAAGAAGUUACUGCAAGUCUGAAUAUGUCACACGACAGUGCAGAUCCUCUCCUGACAUACUGACUGAUGUCUCUAAGCAGCUGUAUGAGCAUCUACCUCCCGACCCAACCGUUGCCGGGCAACACAGCGAACAGACAGGCGUAGCAAAGCGCAGUCUUUCCGCUGUGGAAGUCAUGUUCGCUAAUGAGCUGGAACGAUCCAGGCCCUUGUCAAGAAAUCCUGCCUUCUCAAGCAACUCUGCCUCGCCCAAGCUUCGUUCCCUUUCCACAUCAGGAGCGGAACAUCGUGGUAGAGGAGCUCAGAGACAAAAGGCAAAGAGAAGAUUGUCUCCUAGCGCCCAACAUCUCGUGCUUCUCUAUCCUAAUACACCCCACCUCCAGUUCCACCCAGUGCUGCCAACUUUCCCACUCGCCACUCACCCGUACCUACUGCAAGACCAUACGUCCUCAUCCCUAGACCGUCUCCCUCAAACCCAUCACAACCAUGUGCCUCUGCAAUACCUGCCCAGACAAACUGCUCACUCGUCCUUGCCGUCCUCUUGCUUGUCACCACAACUACAGAAGCAGCAGGAAAGGCUCCGUUCCACUGGCCAGGGAGAAUCGAGAAUGUUCCCCAGAGGAGGACUAAGGGCUGGGUUGAAUAGUAAACUGGACUUGAGUGGAGUGGAAGCAGGCCAUUACAGUGACGACUCCACCUUUCAGACCGGUUUGCCACAUCGAGCUUCAAGCCAACCAGACUUCAAAUAUCAGCGACCGACACUUGCCUCAAAUGCCACUGCCUACGCAUCUGAAUACCGCCCGCUGGGAUAUUAUCCACACCUUUCUCGACAUCAGAUUCUUACCAGGCCCACCUACCUUCCUCUAAGUCCUGCCCCUUUCCCAGAAAGACCCACUUCUGUAUGUGUACUCUGCACAGGUAGUUAUAGUGAUUCGGAUUCAGACACCUUUUACCCCUACUUUCCUGCACUGGGUAAAGUGGUACGUUCUGGUCCUCUGGCACGGAUGUGCUUUUCUUCUGGAAGCCUCCAACUUGAUGAAGAGGAUGGAGAGGAGGAGGACUUGGACUGCCCAAAUGAUGAGAAGAAUACAACUCUCACCACUGUUAAGGUGAUGAAGUUGUAGCUAUGUGUAGAAUCUUGAACCUUGGCCAUGAUUGAUGGAGCUCAACAAAUAAUGCAGUGAUGCCACAGAAAAAAUAUUUUUGGUUCACCAAAGGUGCUUUCAGUGAACCAUUCUUAGAACCAUUUUUGUCUAAGUAUGAAGAACAUUUUAAUAAUCUAAAGAACGUUUUUCCACUAAAGAACCUUUUGUAGAAUGGAAAGCUUCCAUGGAUAUGAUACAUAUGCAGAUACAUAUUAGUAACUUUUGAAAGGGUACUGCCCCAGUGACAGCUUUUGUACUAUUUUUUUCUUUUUCUUUUCUGAGAGUGUGGGGUAGUAACAAAAACAGAGAGGGGACAUAAUUAAUCCGGUGACAUGAGGUAAUAUUACUGUAAAUAAUAAUUUAAAAAAAGAGAAAUAUUUCAUGUCUAUUUGCAACUCUGAUCUAA
Sinocyclocheilus grahami is the source of this 2590-nucleotide messenger RNA. RefSeq names its product FERM domain-containing protein 7-like. Gene Ontology annotation, cellular component: cytoskeleton. The record is from RefSeq and is a predicted model, not a curated record. Bases 1 to 2163 code for a protein of 720 amino acids. Gene Ontology annotation, molecular function: guanyl-nucleotide exchange factor activity. NCBI's taxonomy places the organism in Eukaryota, Metazoa, Chordata, Actinopteri, Cypriniformes, Cyprinidae. The transcript has 12 exons.